Paramormyrops kingsleyae is the source of this 6272-nucleotide messenger RNA. RefSeq names its product ITPR interacting domain containing 1 (gene itprid1). The record is from RefSeq and is a predicted model, not a curated record. Gene Ontology annotation, molecular function: signaling receptor binding. NCBI's taxonomy places the organism in Eukaryota, Metazoa, Chordata, Actinopteri, Osteoglossiformes, Mormyridae.
GUCGGCUGGGUGCACCGUGGCGUGACGCGAAGUCCCCUGAUCGGUGCAGUUCGUCGUGAGGAAAGUACGGUGAAGGAGAAACUUGAAAAUGAACCCAUGGAAGAUGGAGAUGACUCAGAACUGCCGGUGCAAGUCGACUGAGGGCUUUGAAGCUGGGAAGUAUUUCAGAUUCUACUCUGGAGCUUACAGCCAGCCAGGCAGCAUAGUCAGGAAGUCAGAGGAGACUAAAAUGUUCACACAUUUUGUUUAAGCAAGAACUUCUGCAGCUGAAUUCUGGGAAGCAUUCAAGCAGGCAGACAGCAGUGCAUGACAAAAAUUAAUCCAGAGUUUAUAAAUGCGUGGAUCGGUUUUAUUACAUUAUGCAGAUAUUGUUUUGGAAAGGAAGUCGUUUUAGGCAAAUGUUUAACGAUGGAGUAACAUUUUGCUUUUAAUUGAUUGAUUCUUCAACCUAAGAGAAUGAAUGCGACACCAUGGACUGUUAUUGCUGCAUCAACAGUAAGAGAAAAAUCUAGAUUCACGUUAAGGUCAGAGAGAGGAGGCUGAUGGGACCGAGAGUCUCCCAGCACCUUCUCUGUCAUAUCUCUCAGCAGGAGCUGCUUUGACGAAUAAGCAGGGGUGCCAUAGAGGGGUGAAGGUUAGGAGGAUUCCAAUGCGCUCUUAAGAAACAGGGGGCCUGAAAAAUUAGGGCCAUAACAGGGUUGGUCUGGACUGGGGGGCCCAAUAUUAUAUGCAUUCAUGGGGCCCAAAAUCUAUAGCAUUUCUCCACACAUCAGUCGUGAACUGGGAAAGGAAGGGUCUGCUUAUUCUGAUGAGAUUUUUUGGUCUGUGAAAGAGAACUUUGUGAUUUUAUACCCCAAAGGCAGAGAGGCAUCAGCUGUCACAGGAGCAGGUGCUGCCUCACUUUGACAAGGGCUGCUUCAGUGGUACAGCGUGCUUUUGUAGCCAGACUGAUGGGCACCAUUAUUUGACUGUAGGCAGUCAGUUAUCUGCUGGGCAACAAUUCCUUUCCCAUUAAAAAAUUCAUUAAAAACUUUUUUAAGAUUUUAAGGCGCGCGGAUAGUCAGAUGAUUAGGAUCCAGAUGACGCCUCGGCAUCCUGGGAAUGUAUCAAGAAGAUAAGUAUGAGUUUGUGAUGUCCUCUGCAGACUUGCCAGAAACUCGCGAAAUGUGAAGAAACAACAUCAGCACGAACAGUAGAUGCAUCACAGGCCUGUUGGCUCUGUUUGGGCCCAGUAACUUUCAGCCUUGUGAAAUUUGCUGUUAGUGGUGGGUGUGCCAGACAGUUGCUGUGAGAUUCACAAUUUAUGGGUUUUAUUAAGAGAAAUCUUGGAGUGUUGUUUGUGGGAGUAAAGCGACUUUUUGGGAGCUGUCUUGGUCCAUGGAGCUGAUUUGACAUUCUUAGUUGUAAGACCAAGGCUAUCAGAUGUCCUGGUUUGGGGCGGAGUCAGGUAAUCAUACCCUAAUGACCAAUCCCACACCUCCUUUCCCAAGUCCUGAUACCUGAUUGGUUUUCCCAUAUGCCUCUCUUCUGUUGAACCUGAAACUCGUCUCCACCAAUUCCUGUGUCAGGCAGUUACUUCAUCAUCCUGGGACAUUCAUAAAUUAAAAUCAGUCUGAAUUUUAAAAAAGCAUCAACUAAACACGUGUAUAAAAUCAUCACAAAUGAAGGGUCAAGACUUAUUUAACAUAUCUUUGCUUGGUGACCACCUGGUUGCCAAAAUGGACGCUUAAUCUGCCUAGCGACCCAAAGCUCCUCAGUUUGCUUUCCGGUCAUUCGGAGUUAAAUACACAGCAGUUGGACUAAUUAAGGCGGAGGCGACACAGGCGCCAACCUCGGGAGUUAAUUAACACGUGAAACGUGCCGGUGCCGACGGAAGGUCUGCUGCCGUAUCGUACCGCACAAACUGGGCCCCUGCCCAGGUGUGGAGAUGAGCUCCGCAGCCUGAGGCAGGUGCUGAGGAGGACUUGGGGAAAACUCUUCAUGCUUUUGUGUGGACCUUGAAAUUACCCAGCAGUCCUUCCUGCCCCCCUUUCCGCCAUCCUCGUGUCCUCAGGAGAGGCUAAAGAAGUUAGCAGCCAACACCACAUUGGUGCUUUAAAAUUAGAAAAGAAGCAGAGGGAAGUGGCAAGGCGCCACAGCUAUCGUGAAAGUAAUUAUUCACCUCGUGCUAAAGUAUCCCCUGGUCAGAUGUAUUCCCCGAAUCAGCUUGGCUGCCUGCCAGCAUCGAUUCACUGCCGCUUUUUUUUCCCCAUCCGCCUAACAAAGGCUACCGGUGCAGCUUUACACCCGAACGUGUCCGACCUAGCCGAGCGACGUUUAAGGACGGCCGUCGACCGCGCCUCGACCUCGUCGGAGGAUCUUGGGGAGCUGGAUUGGGAAGGAGGACUGGAAAUGACGCUGCGGCGACGUUGUGAGAGCAUCGCCUGGCCCCAGCAGCUCGGUCUUUCACUCCUUCCUCUCGGCGAUGAACUGUCCGCCCAGAGCGCGGUGAAACUCGACGAGCCUCAGCCAUUUCAGCGCUCCAGUACACGGACGGGGGAGUGUGAUCCGCGGGACCAGUGCCGAUGGCCGCCAGACGCGGCAGGAGGGCCAACUUGGUGGCCUCCAAGCUUCGGUGGAGCAGGAUAUGUGACCAUUUAGAGCCAAGUAGAAGAACUGGAGAGCCCCAGCAGGACAGCAUUCGCCGGUGGCUGAUCUCAGGAGACCAGGUUGACAACCAGACCAACUUCUCCGCGGACCCUGCAGAAUCCCUCAGGAGACACGGCAGCACUGAAGAUGAUCUGUUUCUGGGCGUGGAAGCCUCGCUGUACCGUAAACAGACGCCCCACAGGACUGCUGAGGAACGUCACAGGCCUUUGCACUUGAGUUCCGCCCUCCUCCGGGGGAACAGCAUCACAUCUACAGUCUCUGCCCUCUCUGGAUGUCGCAGUGUCAUGGAUGUGCUGAACCUCUGGCAUGACGAUCCCGAGGAGUUGCUCCUGGACCUGGGCUUUGGCACUGACGAGCCCGACAUCACCGUCAAGAUCCCAGCCCGAUUCAUUAACCACCCAUCCCAGGCCCGGGGGAUCAACAUCCAGGUGUUCCUGGAGGCCCAGAAGAACCGAAUCGAUAUUGAGAACCCUGACCUCAGCAAUCGCUUCAGGCAGCUGGAGGUGCUGCACCAAGUGGCCACGGCCUUCUCUUCUCUGGUCGGCAGCCCUCCUGGCAACCAGGCUCCAGCCCAGCAACCGGUCGCCAGGCAACCGGUCGCCGGGCAAAGACAUGUCAACCAACCCGAGGCCAGCGAAAAGCGAAAGAGGCUCGCCAUGCUGCUCCGUCGGGCUUCCCGGAAGACCUUAAACCAGUCCGCCACAGACCACAUUCCGCACCAGGAUCCCAGCCCGGAGCCUCGCCUCGAGUCCCGCCUCGAGUCCCGCCCCGAGCCCCGGCCAGCCCUCAAACGCUCACGACAGCUCCUCCUGCCCUCCGAGGGCAGCGCACUUUCCCCCCUGGCUGAGGAGCAGGGGCUUUCGCCAGACUCUUCUCAGCCCAAGCUGAGCCCCACUCCAUCGAUCCAGGAGGCCCCCCCGAGGACCAGGUUGGGUAGAGAUGCUGUAUCUACACCCUCCACUGUCCUAACCAGGAAGAGGAGUCCCGAGGAUGGCCGGGAACCUGAGUCCUUCGAGUUGGAAGAGGUACAGAGCUUUGACGACACCAGUGUAGCAGGGAACGUCACAGGCCAUUCUAACGGCACAGAGCUGGGCGUGGUGAGGACAAACAGCUGCCAGUCAGACAGCAGUGGAUUCCUGGAGGAGCCUGUCAUACCUCCCUGGUCCCAGCAGGGGGCGGCAGCACCGGCUCAUAUGAAGACCCUGCAGGUAAAUGCAGGGGAUGACAUGAAGAUCCAAGGCAUACAGGAAGGCUGCCAGGACGCCUCAUAUCGAGUUCCCCCAGUGGGGGCCAACUUGGAAGGUGACCAUUCCACUGAGGGCUUGGAGACAUCUCCAGGUCCUAGGGCAUCCUGGGUUAAUGGCGGUGCCAAGGUAGAACUGAGCCGAGAGGAGGAGGAGCAUGAGAAGGAGGCCUCCACCUUGAUGACCAAUUACACCAUCACAUCGUCGAACAAUGAGGGGAAUAUGGGAGGUGUCUUGGAGGAUGGGGGUGUGGUCAUCUCUAGUGAGAACAGUUGCAGGGGCGAGGAGUCGAACAUUGGAGAAAGCAUGGCCACCCUACUAAUGGAUAGUGUUGACAGUGAUGAGUUGACAUAUGUAUCCUCUGCGGAAGACAUACCCAAACUGGAUCAGGAGGCGGAGCCUCCGGGACUCCAGAGCUUUAUUGAGUACACGGGGAGCAAGGAGCCAAGCUCUGGGGAAGUUCGAGGACUGCCAGAAGCUCCCCCAGCCAGCAGCCUGCCCAGACCAUGGCAUGACCAAAGCAACCCCACACUCAUGGAGGAUACAGGGUGUGGAGGGGGCAGGCCAUCCUGCUGGGUCUCGGUGCAGAUGCCCUCCAGUCUAAGCUCCGUGUCCCAGACCAUCAAUGGCAGGGCAACACCCCCCACCCCGACACCCGACUCGGUGAAUGGGAGUACAUGGAGUGACCAUGAGCUUUCCCUGGACCCCCCCUUGGAACACCCCCUGGAUCUCCCUUCCGACUUCCCUUCCCCAAGGCCACAGCACGGCACCCAGAGAGGCGAAGGGGGCUUCUGCACCCGGUCGACAUCCUUGGACACGGGGUUGGCAUAUGAAGAAGAUGACGAGGAGGAAGAGAUGUCAACUAGGCACUGGAAGGUGGAAUCAGGAGCCUGCUGCUGCCGCUGCCACCACCGCUGCAGCUGCUGCCCCCCACAGGCGCUACACCGUCACUGCAGCCAUCAACACCCGGACAGCUCGACCCAGAAGAUGCAGCGAACCUCCAGCAUGUCCUCCACAUUCCCUUACUCCAUGCACGAGCUGGACAAGAUGAUGCGAAGCUCACGCACCUUCCGCCUCGUGCUGGCGGACAUCGAGCGGCGGCUGGGCGAGGAGCAGGCCUCGCUGCACGGUGACCUCACAGAGGAGGACAGGGAAGACAUCAAGGUCGUCCAAGAGCUGAGGUCAGCCGUCAGGAAGGAGGCGAUGGAGCUUGAGGUUCAGUUGGCUGACCUGGCCCACCACUACGACCAGGGCUUCAGAACGAUCUUCACCUUCACUUUCUGUGGCUCCACUCAGAAGAUGCACAGGCUCCUGGAUGAGCAGUCGUACCUAUGUGCCCAGCUGAGGCUCCGCCCCCCUGAAGUUCUGCUCUGGAGCCCCGCCCCCAUGGCUAGCCCCGCCCCCAUGGCUAGCCCCACCCCCGGUAUGAGCCCCAGCCUCAGACUGAACACCGCUCCCAGCAUCAGGACCAGGACGGUGGGCACGCAGUGCUCUCUGCUUCCCUGGCCUCCUCUAGGGGGCGUGUCCACCCAGGAAGGCAUCCAGAUCCUGCAGCACACCAUCGACGCUCCCCAGUCCGGAUCGGACCAGAUCUUAGGAGGGAAACAGAACAAACUGGACUUUGUCGCGUUUCUCCAAAGUCUAAAAGAACCACUCAGACGCUCAGUCACUAGGGACACUCUGAAAUGAAUGGGGGGGGGGGUUUGUAUAUGAACAAAACCACUCAAGAAGGAGCCACUCCAAGCCUCUGCUCGAGCCCCAGGCUACGUUAGGAUUGUCCAGAGGUCGCUGCCCUGCAGGCUUCUCGGGGGGGGGGGGGGGGUGGGUGUCUCACAGUGAUAGCGUCUCAUUUUCUGUUUAUUUUUUAUGAUUGUUGCUCAGAACAACAACACACAGAACUUUACAUCCAUCCAUCCAUCCUUAUCCAGUAUAGGAUCAUACAUGCAGGCAUACAGAACUAACUAUUUACGUUGCUUACACUUUAUAUAAAUGAACGCCGACUGAAGCUAUUCAGUUUAAGAACACUGUUCAACUGUAUUUCUAUACAAUGGCUAUAUUUAAAUUUAAAUAUAUUUUAAUGUACAGAACUCAUAUGAAAUGACUUUCUGUUGCACACUGAUACCCCCAAUUCAGUUAAGUAUUCCUGUGUUUGGUGCAUUUUCAUGAAGGUUCAGAAUGCACUGCGCUCUUGGAAAUUUUAAGAACUCUUGCUCCUAAGCCACAGCGCCACCUGCUGCUGGUGAUAGGGGACUACAUGUGUGACACUGAGAUGAGAUACUUGAUGUGUUUUGCAUGUUUGUGGAAAGGAGCCUAGACUUACAGACUUGUGCUGUGUAGCCUGUGGGCACCAGCUGAAAUAAAGAGAUCUUGAGAAUGAAA